Messenger RNA from Portunus trituberculatus (swimming crab), 2310 nucleotides. Its product is annotated as protein Wnt-11b-like. The transcript is spliced from 7 exons. NCBI's taxonomy places the organism in Eukaryota, Metazoa, Arthropoda, Malacostraca, Decapoda, Portunidae. The record is from RefSeq and is a predicted model, not a curated record. Gene Ontology annotation, biological process: cell fate commitment; multicellular organism development; neuron differentiation. Gene Ontology annotation, cellular component: extracellular region. Gene Ontology annotation, molecular function: cytokine activity; frizzled binding. Bases 631 to 2052 code for a protein of 473 amino acids.
GAGGAGGGGAGAGGAGGAGCCAGACUCGGGUCGCUCCUCCCACCACUUCCUUGGCAGUAAUGAGCAAGACAAGGCCAGCGCGGGUUGUCUAGUGUUGGCUGAGACGGGCCCUUGUGCGUAUGUGUCUGCCUCAACUCUACACGCAGCCAUGAGCGCGCCUCGUCCCUCAGCCACGGUACUGAAUCGCCACCCCCAUCGCCCCGCCGCCGUCGUCACCACCAGCAGCGUCAGCAAUGGAGGCCCGAAGUGUGGCUAAGGUGCAAGAACAAUAAGAAUAAAGGAACUGACCAAGUGUGAUUAUUAUUUUUUUUUUCAAGCAUGUGGCGACUUCUUCACUCACCACCGCGUGUGUGUCACCAUGGAAACUUGCGGCUCAGUUCAAAUCUGCGACUUUCUUCGUGAAACGCUCUGAGAAAAAAAGAGAAAGUUGAGGAAAAUUCGAGUUAAGUGUCUUUUUUUUGUGUUUUUUCCCUUCACGUUAAGGAGUGCGGCGUGUUAAUGAGACUCAGCACUGUGGUGGAAGUGCAGGCGUGGACUUGGUGAGUACUGUGUGGGGUGUUACGGGGCCUGAAGGAUGUGACGGCCCAACGAUGCCACGCCGCCUUCUUCCCGUUCUUCAGGAAACAAAACAUGAGGAGAUUAUUCUUGAUUCUGGCCAUCAAUGUUAUCACGGCUUGCUCCAUAAACUGGCUAUCGCUGCACCGCGGGGGACACGAGAGGUGGGGCCACUCAAGAAGCUGUAGGAACGCUCGUCGGGUUUACGGGUUCACGAGGGGCCAGACGCGCACCUGUCGGGGUCAGGUAGAGGUGAUGCCACACGUCGCCCACGCCGCCGCCACAACUGUCAACGUCUGCCAAAGGAUAUUCCACACCCGCCGCUGGAACUGCUCCUCUCUCCUCAACGCCCCCGCACUCACGCCAGACCUAACUGAAGGCACGAGGGAGCAGGCGGUUGUGCACGCUCUCAGCUCUGCCGCAGUGACGUGGGCGGUGGCUCGGGCGUGUUCUCUGGGGACGCUGGUGCUGUGCGGGUGUGGACGCGUGCCCCAGGAACCCCCGAACGGCCAUUUCAAGUGGGGCGGCUGCGGGGACAACGUGAGGUUCGGUGCAGCCUUCGCCAAGCACUUCAUAGACGCUAAGGACGGCGUGAGGAGGAAGAUGUCCCGGGAACGAGAACGCCGGGCAACCAGAAGACACAGACGAAGACAAGAGGAGGAAGACGAGGACGAGGAGGAAGAGGAAGAAGAGGAGGAGGAUGAGGAGACAACUGAUGAAGGAUAUGAAGACGAACAAGAAGAGGGAGAGGGAUGGAGUAAUAGCCCACGUCAUAACAGGGAAGUCGAGCCUUUCUCCUUUCGCUCAACGACGGAGAGAAACGUGCAACACAAAAACACGAGAAGAAAAUCAAGAAGCAGACGCAGGGAGGAUGAGCAGAGAGCCAAGGCACCGAGGAGGAGGACGAGGGUGGGCAGCAGCAGGAGGAGGAGGAAGAAGGGACGGAGGAGAAAAAAGAAAGGAAGGAGGAGGCAACAGGAUCCCGCCGUCACGAUUAUGAAUCAACAUAACAAUAGAGUUGGAAGAAGGGUAGUGAAGUCGUCUCUCUCCACCCAGUGCAAGUGUCACGGCGUCUCAGGCUCCUGCAACAUAAAGACUUGCUGGAAGGCGCUGCCGAGCUUCACACAGGCGGGGGAGCGGCUGUACCGACGAUACUUAUCAGGCGUGGAGGUGCGCGCCGUGUCUGCGGGACCGAGACUCCGCCUCCUGCCCGCCAGCCCCGCCGUGUCCCGCUUCUCCCGCGAUGAUCUGAUCUACGUAAAGAAAUCGCCGGACUACUGCCAUCCGGAACCUCGUGUUGGCUCUGUUGGCACCAGAGGAAGACGUUGCAAUGCCAGUUCAGAGGGUGUGGAUGGGUGUGGAGUGAUGUGCUGCGGUCGGGGCUUCACCUCCCACACCCAUCGCACACACCACCGCUGUCACUGCAAAUAUCACUGGUGCUGUUACGUCACCUGCGAGACCUGUGCAGUGUGGCAUGAUGUCCACACCUGUAACUGACCUCACCACACCUUACCCUCAAUCUCUCAAAUUCAAACCAAAUUUUCCUUAAUCAUCACUGCUGUCUCCUCACCUCUCCUUGCCCCAUUCCUCUCAUUCCCUCUCCCUCUCACUGCUCUUACUGUGUGUUAUUUAUCAGCAGGGACUUCACACCCACUCACUUCCUGAUUAGUCAAAACUAUGUCUUUUGAAUGUAUAAUUAAUCAAUCCAUUUGUUGUAUUAUACUGUACAAAUAAAGUUUCUAUAUAGAGUUAUAA